Linum tenue is the source of this 1806-nucleotide messenger RNA. The record is from the annotation of a GenBank genome assembly. Lineage: Eukaryota; Viridiplantae; Streptophyta; Magnoliopsida; Malpighiales; Linaceae.
AUGACCUCUCACCCAAUCGCCACAAGCCACGUCUUCUCCACGAUACUCACGGCCCUCCUCCUCCUCAUCCAUUCUUCAGCCACAGCCACAGCCACAGCCUUGCCGGUCAACGUCUGGCCCAAACCCACCUCCAUAUCCUGGUCCUCCCCGUACACGAUCGCCACCCUCUCCCCAACCUUCCAAUUCGAUUCACCCUCAUCGCCAUCCAACCACUACCUCUCCGCCGCCGUCGCCCGCUACCACCGCCUCAUCUCCUCCGAGCGCCACCGCCCCAUAUACGACACCACCACCACCAACUUCUCCACAUCGCCCACUCCCCUCCAAUCCCUGUCCAUCUCCGUCGUCGACCUCGCCGCCCCGCUCAUUCAUGGCGUCGACGAGUCCUACACCCUCUCCAUCCCCAAUCACUCCGCAACCGCCGCAAAUCUCAGCGCCGCCACCGUGUGGGGGGCCAUGCGGGGGCUGGAGACCUUCUCCCAGCUGGUGUGGGGGGGCAGGCGGCGCGUGCCGGUCGGGGUGGAGAUCCGCGACGCUCCACUGUUCGGGCACAGAGGGUUUCUGCUGGACACGUCGAGGAAUUUCUAUCCGGUGGAGGAUAUCCUGAGGACGAUUAAGGCGAUGAGCCAUAACAAGAUGAAUGUCUUCCAUUGGCACAUCACGGACUCGCAUUCCUUCCCCCUGGAGCUGCCGUCGGAGCCGGGACUCGCCGCCAAAGGGGCGUACGGGCGCGGGAUGAGGUAUUCAGUUGCGGAUGUGGGUCGGGUCGUGCAGUACGGGUACGAGCAUGGGGUCCGGGUUGUGCCCGAGGUCGACACUCCCGCACACACGGGUUCCUGGGCCGGAGCCUACCCAGACAUAAUAACCUGCGCCGACAAGUUCUGGUGGCCGGCCGGCAGCCCAUGGGCCGACCGGUUAGCUGCGGAGCCAGGAACCGGGCAGCUCAACCCGCUCCACCCAAAAACCUACGAAGUCGUGGGGAACGUCAUAAACGACAUCGCAUCCAUGUUCCCGGAGCCAUUCUUCCACGGCGGCGCCGACGAGGUCACCCCGGGUUGCUGGAAAGCCGACCCGUCCAUCCAAUCCUUCCUCUCCCAACAAAACGGCACCCUCAGCCAAAUCCUCGAAACCUUCAUCAACAAGACGCUCCCCAUAAUCACAUCCCACAACAAGACCGCCGUGUACUGGGAAGACGUCAUCCUAGCUCCUGACGUCAAAGUCAACCCGGCUGUUUUUUCACCCGAGCACACCGUGUUCCAGACGUGGAACAACGGGCCCAACAACACCAAGCUGCUGACUGCGGCGGGGUACCGGGUCAUCGUCUCGUCGUGGGAGUUCUACUACCUGGACUGCGGCCACGGCGACUUCUUGGGGAACGACAGCCAGUACGACCGCCCGCCGACGAGCAGCGACGUGGACAGCAACGGCGACGUGGACAGCAACGGCGGAUCGUGGUGCGGGCCGUACAAGACGUGGCAGAAGGUGUACAACUAUGACAUAACGCAUGGGUUGAGCGAGGUGGAAAAGGGGAGGGUGUUGGGUGCUGAGGUGGCAUUGUGGUCGGAGCAGGCGGACGGGGCGGUGCUGGACGCGAGGGUUUGGCCGCGAGCGGCGGCGAUGGCGGAGGCGAUGUGGUCCGGGAAUCGGGACGAGAAGGGGAUAAAGAGGUAUGCGGAGGCGACGGAUCGGUUGAACGAGUGGAGGUAUAGGAUGGUCGGGAGAGGGAUUAUGGCCGAACCGAUUCAACCGUUGUGGUGCCUCAGGAACCCAGGGAUGUGCAACACCGUUAAGCCGUUCGUCGCUCAAUGA